Molecule: messenger RNA, 3014 nt
Organism: Sceloporus undulatus (fence lizard)
Lineage: Eukaryota; Metazoa; Chordata; Lepidosauria; Squamata; Phrynosomatidae
Product: flavin-containing monooxygenase FMO GS-OX-like 2
Exons: 6
Coding region: 559-1938 (459 amino acids)
Molecular function (GO): N,N-dimethylaniline monooxygenase activity; flavin adenine dinucleotide binding; NADP binding
Source: RefSeq, a predicted model, not a curated record
UUGGGUGAAGAAGACUAGCUUGCUGACCAGCUCCUCCUCAGCAUGUCCUUUGUGGAGAUGGAUGCAUGCUGAGGGAGCAUCUUUCCUUUGAGAGACAUGGAGACUGUCUUCUACCUGAUUUUUCCUGUGUACUUGUUCAUACACAUGAUUUUAAUAUGUGUCUGUCUGUGUAAACAAGGAGACUAAAAAGGGCCAAGGAAGGCGCCCCUUCUUCCUCCCCCGAAACGGCAGACUCGCACCCAGGACCCGGCUGAGGCUGAGCUGCUUCUUCGGAAGCGAGGCUCCGGACCCUGGACCCUGGACCCUCUGCCCUCCGCUCCGCUCCGUCUCCGCCGGACACUGGACCUCGUCCUUCCGGUCCUUCCCUCCGGCCAGAGUCCCUGGGCCUGGUUCCCGGCGGAGAAGGUGAGUCCCCAAGGCCCAGAGAGAGCUCCCUCCCAGCCCUCGGCCUUCUCUGCCAGGCCCACCCUCCCUGCCUCCUCCCUCUCUAUAGUUCUCCGGGGGUCAAGGGGGGGUCUUCCGUCCCCAAUCUCCCUCCCUCCUUCCUUUCUUCCUCGGAUGGCGACCCCCGAGGCGGCGAGGACGAGGAGGCACGGCCCUCUCCUGCGGGUGGCGGUGGUCGGGGCCGGGGCCGCGGGUCUCUGCGCCCUUCGGCACUUGCUGGCCUCCGCCCCCGGGACCUUCGCGCCCCCGACCCUCUUCGAGGCCGGCGCCGGGGUCGGGGGCACCUGGCUCUACCAAGAGGAAGAGGAGGAGGAAGGGGAGAGGGAGAGGAAGGCCCCACGCUCCAGCAUGUACCGGGACCUCAGGACCAACCUUCCCAAAGAGGUGAUGGCCUUCCCGGACGCCCCCUUCGAGCCCCAGCUGCCCUCCUUCCUGCACCACUCGGCCGUCCUGGGCUACCUGCGGGGCUACGCAGAGACCUUCGGCCUCCUGGGCCACAUCCGGUUCCAGUGGCGAGUGGACGACAUCCAGCCCACUGCAGCAGUGGCUGGAGAAGGCAGUGGCCCCGGAGGCGGCUGGGAGGUCACGGCCUCAUGGCAGGGUCCGGGAUCCGAGCAGAAGACCCUCACGGAGCAGUUUGAUGCCAUCAUGGUCUGCACAGGCCAUUACUCCGUCCCAUUCGUGCCCCCCAUCGCUGGACUGGACAGCUUCCAAGGGCGCCUCCUCCACAGCCACUCCUUCCGCCGGCCAGAGCCCUUCGCUGGCCUCUCCGUGGUUCUGGUGGGCGGCGGGGCCUCGGGGGUGGACCUGGCUCUGCUGCUGUCUGCCGUGGCCGCCCGCGUGGUGCUGAGCCACAGGGGGCCCCUCGUGCGUGGGCUUCCUUCGAGCGUGGCGCAGGUGCCUUCUGUCUCCAGAGUGGACGGCGGGACAGUGGCCUUCGAGGACGGUUCGGACGUGUGGGCUGACGUCCUGAUCCUCUGCACCGGCUACCGGCCCCACUUCCCCUUCUUGCCCCUGGACCGGCUGGGACUGCAGGACACUGACCAUGGGCCGUCCCCCUUGUACCGGCAUCUGCUGCCCCCGCGCCACCCAUCCCUCUUCCUGAUCGGCCUCUGCCAGCAGAUCUGCCCCUUCCCGCAUUUCCACUGCCAGGUGCUCUUUGCCCUGGCCGUUCUGACUGGCCGCUGCCCGCUCCCCUCCGCAGCUGAGAUGGAGGCCAACGCCUGGGCCGAGCUGGACCGGCACCUGAAGGCCGGAGGGCAGCCCAGGCACUUCCUCCGGCUCAAUGACCGGCAGUGGAGCUAUGCGGAGGAUCUGGCCCGCCAGGCAGGCUUCCCCCCACUGCCACCCAUCACCCGGGAGAUCUGGGAGGCCGCGCGGGAGAACCGAGCGCGUGACGUGGGUGCUUACCGGAAUGGGAACUACCACUUGCUGGGCCCCGAUGCCUGGGAGCUGGUGUGGGACGCCUCCGGCCAGGACAGAGCAGACAAGUGAGGGGGCAGCUCUUACUCCAGGCCCCAGGAGUGGGCUUCUUCCUCUGGCUGCCCCUAGAAUCAUAGAAUCGUAGAGUUGGAAGAGACCACAAGGGCCAUCCAGUCCAACCCCAUUCUGCCAUGCAGGAAAUCCCCUGGACGGCUUCCCUCUGAGGCACAGAAAUAGCAAAAGCAUCGCAGUACGCAGCCAUGUUAACUUCAGCUCUGAAGCACAAGCCUCAGUAGAGCCAGAAAGCUUUGCUCAGAAACUGAGUUGUUUGCAGCAUAACAGCGUUGUCAGGACUGGAGCAUUUUCAGUUACACAGUAUAUUAAAAGCAGCAAUUCAAACCUUUUUGUGGGAUUCCAUCCCAUUCAUCGUCAGCAAAUGAGCAUCUACCCACAAAUUGUUUCCACCGCACAAAUAUUGCAGUUGGCCCUCGUAGGUUCUAGAGUCCAGGAUCCCAGCACCUCAAAAUGUUGAUCCCCAUCAAUCAAGGCCGGCGGCCGCGAGGGACCCACCCUUUGAGGCCACUGCUUGGUUUCCACCGUUAGUUUGAGCCGACUGAAAUGGGACCCAGGAGGAAGACAUCUGUGGGUUUAGGCAAAACCAGUCCUGCAGUUACUUCCUUCACAAGUCUUUUGUUGUUUUGAAAAAGUUUAUUAAAUUAAAACAAUACAAUCAUAAAAACCACAGCAAACAUAACAAACGUAAUGGGGGGAAUGACCCACCAAACCUUCUGUCUACAUGCAACCACACAAAGUACUAUUGCCUUAUUUCAAAUGGCGACGAUGACCUUCCUCCCCCUUUCUUCUCACAGAUCCAUCAACUUUGUACCUAUCCUUAUUCCUUCUCUUGACAUCUUCCUCUUUCUUCCUAUCACCAUAUUACUUUAUAUUUCUCCUAUACAUCUUUAAUCUUCUCUUCCACUUCUUAUCUGACCUUUAAUCACUUACAUUUACUCUCUGCAUUCAUACCUAACUUCUUUUCCCUCAUCUGCCAAUUGGAUCACUUUCUAUUACUAUUGUCUAGUGUCAGUUUCACACGAUUCAAAUUUUGAAGCUUGCUCUUAUAUAUUAAUAAAUGAUUUAUCUUUUUA